AUGUCUCGCCACAAGCUAGUAAAGAACCUCGAUCUCGACGACGAGCUCGACGAUUUUGAUGGGGACGAUUAUGAGGAAGCGGAAGCGGAAGAAUUCAGCGAAGAAGACAAACAACUCCUACAAGCGGGCUCUGUCGCCGUACGCGCCGAGCUCCCACCGGAUAUUACGAGUCAGAUUAGCGAUAAACAGAUCACGGACGCGCUGUGGCAUUAUUAUUACGAUGUAGAGAAGAGUGUGAGCUAUCUGGUGGGGACUGUUAAAAAGGAGAGUGUGAAGAAGGAACCGAAAGUGCAAGGUGUACCAUGCUCGAGACCUUUCUCGUUUGCAGACUUCUUUAAGGAUACACCGUGGUUCAACGUUCCUGCCGAUCGACAGUCUGUUCUCGUUGCACCUCUAUGUCCUCGAGGUGGUCUUUUGGGUGGUUCGUCGUCUGAUGGAGCACCAAAGAUGUCGAAGUUACAGGCAUUGGCUGCGGCCCGAAAGAAAAAGGCGCAGGAAAAAUCGGGAAGUGCGGAUAGCGGGGUUGAAAAGCCUAUGGCUGAUCUGAAAAUCGAUGGGGAUACAAAGAUGGUGGACGCUCCGGAGAAACAUGCAUCUCGUGGAUUUCCUUUACGAAAACGCAAGGAUACAAAUGAGCACGAGAAAGUCCCAAAGGCUGCCCUUACCCAAAAAGAACCAGGGCCAAGGACAUCUACACCCCCAGAAGAGCCACCCCAACAAGCAGAGCCCUCCGCCUUCGCCAAUACCAUGUUCAGCAGCCCCCCUCAACAACCCCACAGACCUUCAGAAGACCUCUUCACGCUUCCCUACACUGCGAGUAGUGCUUCAGCAGCCUCUAACCCCUUCUCAGGACCCAGCCCAGAUGAUAUAGUUAUCGCGGCGCAGUCGAAAGCAGCCAAUAAGCCCAGUAAGGGACCAGUCAAAACUAAUGGAGAGAAGAGAGCAGACCAGAUUGCGCAGGGCGUAGAGGCAAUGAAAAUUGAUGAUACACCGAGGGCGAAGAGCAAAAAUCUGGAUGUUCUGGCCGAGUAUGAGAAGGCGAAGACGAAGAAUGCGGCGAAUUUUGUGGUUAUUGGUCAUGUUGAUGCUGGGAAAAGUACUUUGAUGGGCCGGCUAUUAUAUGACCUGAAGGUUGUAGAUCAACGGACGAUAGAUCGAUAUCGAAAAGAGGCCGAGAAGAUGGGAAAGUCGUCUUUUGCGCUGGCAUGGGUACUAGAUCAAGGAUCUGAAGAAAGAGCUCGUGGCGUUACAAUCGAUAUCGCCACCAACAAAUUCGAGACCGAUAAAACGACUUUUACUAUUCUGGACGCCCCAGGACAUAGAGAUUUUAUCCCCAACAUGAUAGCAGGAGCAAGUCAAGCAGAUUUCGCAGUGCUAGUCAUUGACGCCAACACCGGCUCCUUUGAAUCAGGUCUCAAGGGCCAGACAAAAGAACACGCAUUGUUAGUAAGAAGCAUGGGCGUGCAACGUAUAAUAAUCGUCGUCAACAAACUCGACACAGUGGCAUGGUCUGAAGAUCGCUUCACCGAAAUCGCAACCCAAGUUUCCGCAUUUCUCACCACGGCCGGUUUUCUCCCCAAAAACAUUUCUUUCAUCCCCACCUCCGGCCUACAUGGCGAUAAUAUCGCGCGGCGCUCUACAGAACCAGAAGCAGCUUGGUAUAAAGGGCCUACAUUAGUCGAAGAACUAGAUAACUCGGAGCCCAUCACGCGCGCACUGUCCAAACCCCUCAGACUGACAGUCGGCGAUAUCUUCCGUGGCGGUGUCCAGAAUCCCAUCUCCAUAUCCGGCCGUAUUGAGUCUGGCUCCCUCCAGGUUGGCGAUGCAUUGCUCGCUCAACCAGCCGGCCAAAAAUGCUUUAUCAAGGCUCUAGACAUUGAUUCUGAGCCAUCAGAUUGGGCGGUAGCAGGUCAAAACGUAACGCUUCAUCUUGGCCCUCACGACAUUGAUCAACAUUUGAAAGUAGGGGAUGUGUUAUGUAGCCCGAAAGAACCGAUUGUGAAUGUGAGGGAGUUUACGGCAAAGGUGUUGGCGUUUGAGUUCUUGACGCCAAUGGGUGUUGAUGUGCAUCGGGGACGUCUGCAUACACCGGGGAGGAUUAGAGAGAUUGUAGCGGUGCUGGAUAAGGGGACUGGGAUGCCGGUGGGGAAGAAGAAGCCGCGGAUUGUGAAGCCGGGACAGGUGGCGAGGGUUGUAGUGGAGCUUGAUGGUGAGGGGGGGGUGCCACUUGAGGCUCCGGGACGGGUGGUUCUAAGGGGAAAUGGGGAGACGGUUGCUGCUGGGUUGUUGGAAUAG
Molecule: messenger RNA, 2295 nt
Organism: Lachnellula hyalina
Lineage: Eukaryota; Fungi; Ascomycota; Leotiomycetes; Helotiales; Lachnaceae
Gene: HBS1L
Product: HBS1-like protein
Exons: 4
Coding region: 1-2295 (764 amino acids)
Biological process (GO): translation
Molecular function (GO): GTP binding; GTPase activity
Source: RefSeq, a predicted model, not a curated record